Drosophila busckii is the source of this 1261-nucleotide messenger RNA. Its product is annotated as odorant receptor 42b. Bases 1 to 1191 code for a protein of 396 amino acids. NCBI's taxonomy places the organism in Eukaryota, Metazoa, Arthropoda, Insecta, Diptera, Drosophilidae. The transcript has 3 exons. Gene Ontology annotation, molecular function: olfactory receptor activity; odorant binding. Gene Ontology annotation, cellular component: plasma membrane. Gene Ontology annotation, biological process: detection of chemical stimulus involved in sensory perception of smell; sensory perception of smell. The record is from RefSeq and is a predicted model, not a curated record.
AUGAAGUUCCAAUAUGUGCGCAAGUCGAACGAGGGCACACUGAUGAAAUCACGCGAUGCCUAUCGGUAUCUGAGCUACGGCAUGAGCGCUGUGGGUUGGUUGUCACCGCCAGAAAGAUGGGGAUGCCGCUGGCCGUACAAGCUGUGGUCCUGUAUAGUGGUGGCCAUGGCAUUCUAUUUGCCUUGUGGCAUGCUUAUGACGUAUGUAACAGAGUUUAGCAAUUUCAAGCCCGAGGAGCUGUUCACCUCACUUCAGGCGGGUAUCAAUGCGCCCGGCGCCUUUUGUCGCGGCAUGCUCUCUUUUUUGGGCAUAUGGCGACUGCAUAAGCUGUUGGACACACUGGAUGAAAUGGACAAACGCUGCAUCACCCAAGCAGAGCAAAUUAAGGUGCACGAGAUCGUUAGGCGUUGCAACAUGAUCUUCUUAUUCUAUGUGUCGAGCUACUUUUUCUACGCAACAUGCACUUUUGUUGCUUCGUUAUCUAGGGGACAAACGCCGUACUUGAUAUACAAUCCGCUCAUUGACAGCCAAAAGCAUUUAUAUAUAUCAGGAUUUAUCGAUUAUGUGCUGCUAUCUUCGGGACUGUACUACAAUCUAAUGACGGACGUUUUCACGCUCAUCUUUGGCUUUACUGUGCGCCUGCAUCUCAGUCUGCUGAGCGAUCGGAUACAGCAGCUGCAUAUUCCCGACAGCAAAACUGAGGCAGAGUACAAUGAGGCCUUGGUCGGCUGCGUUAAGGACUACACACAUAUAAUAGACAUCUGCAAUCUAAUGCGUCCAUAUAUCUCGGCUAACAUCUUUGUGCAGUACUUGAUAGCCGGCAUGCUAUUUGGCAUCACCUUGAUAAAUGUCAUGUUCUUUGGCGAUCUCUGGAGCAAGGUGCCAUCCGCGAUUUACUUGUCUGCACUGUGUCUGCAAACGUUUCCGUUUAGUUUCUGCUGCAACUUGAUUGAGAAAGAUUGCGAUGAUUUGACUCAUGUAGUGUUCCAGGCCUUUCGAUGCGGCGCCAACAAAAAAUAUCAUACGACCUUGAGCUGUUUUUUACAGUUGACACACACGCCGAUUACCUUCACCGCUGGCAAGAUAUUCAACAUUUGCAUGGCAACCAAUAUAUCAGUAGCUAAGUUGGCUUUUUCGGUAGUCACCUUAGUCAAAGAAAUGAAUAUUGCCGAAAAUCUCAAAGCAGAGUAAUUUUGUGUUUAGCACAAAAUAUAUCAAUAUUGCUAAAUUAAAAUGAAGCACAUUAAAGAUCCCUAGACCU